Molecule: messenger RNA, 3507 nt
Organism: Helobdella robusta
Lineage: Eukaryota; Metazoa; Annelida; Clitellata; Rhynchobdellida; Glossiphoniidae
Exons: 23
Coding region: 1-2631 (876 amino acids)
Biological process (GO): protein import into nucleus
Cellular component (GO): nucleus; cytoplasm
Molecular function (GO): nuclear import signal receptor activity; small GTPase binding
Source: RefSeq, a predicted model, not a curated record
AUGAAUCUUAUAGAAAUUUUAGAAAAAACAGUUUCACCAGACCACAAUGAGUUGGAAAGAGCUCAACAGUUUCUGGAGCAGGCGGCCCUACAGAAUUUGCCCGAAUUGCUGAGGCAAUUGUCAGACAUUUUAAAGCAUGGGAGCAACAGCCCUGUGGUGCGAAUGCAGGCUGGUUUGCAGUUGAAGAACGCCCUCUACUCCAAAGAUCCAGCUAUUCGUACGUCCUAUCAAAAAAGAUGGUUGGAGUUUCCGGAAGAUCUUAGAAAUUAUAUUAAAAAAAAUGUUUUGGAAACAUUAGGCUCGGAGACGAUGAGGCCGAGCACGGCAGCCCAAUGCGUGGCCUACAUCGCCUGCACUGAGUUGCCACUGGAUAAGUGGCCGGAGAUGAUGCAGAUCCUGACGACGAACGUCACCAACCCCGCCAGCACUGAGAUGAUGAGGGAAGCAUCUCUCGAAGCUGUCGGCUACAUUUGCCAGGACAUUGACCCAGAAAUACUGUCGACGAAAUCCAAUCAAAUCUUGACAGCCAUUGUCAACGGCAUGAAGAAGGAGGAGCCGAGCAACCAUGUAAGAUUGGCUGCCACGAAUGCAUUGCUGAACUCUUUGGAAUUCACUAAGGCCAACUUUGAUGUGGAAACUGAACGCCACUUCAUAAUGCAAGUUGUCUGUGAGGCGACUCAGUCCCCAGACACGCAGGUGAGGGUGGCCGCGCUGCAAUGCUUGGUGAAGAUCAUGUCGCUCUACUACCAGUACAUGGAGCAUUACAUGGGACCUGCUCUGUUUGCCAUAACCCUGGAGGCUAUGAAGAGUGGAAUCGACCAGGUGGCAAUGCAAGGUAUUGAGUUCUGGUCAACUGUCUGCGAUGAGGAGGUCGAUCUGUCUAUUGAAGCAGCUGAGGCAUCUGAUCAAGGCCGUCCACCAGAGCGCACAAGCAAGCACUAUGCCAAAGGUGCUCUUCAGUACCUUGUCUCAAUACUCACUCAAACUCUUGCUAAGCAGGAGGAAUACGACGACGACGACGAAUGGAAUCCGUGCAAGGCAGCCGGGGUCUGUCUGAUGUUGCUGGCAUCCUGCUGUGAGGAUGACAUCAUCUCACAUGUCCUACCAUUUGUCACUGAGCACAUCAAAAGUCCAGACUGGAGGUACAGAGAUGCAGCUGUCAUGGCGUUCGGCUCCAUCUUGGAAGGGCCACACUCUGAGACGUUGAAACCAAUUGUUGAGAUGGCAAUGCCAACACUGAUUGAACUUCUGAAGGAUCCAUCGAUUGUUGUUCGAGACACAACGGCUUGGACUGUUGGGCGCAUCUGUGAGAUACUUCCUGAGGCUGUUGUCAAUGAGCACUUCAUCAACCCUCUCCUUUAUGCCAUGGUUGAUGGCCUCACAUCUGAGCCUAGGGUGGCUGCUAACGUCUGCUGGGCCUUCUCGAGUCUAGCAGAGGCGGCUUACGAAGCAGCAGAGGUAACAAACGAACAGAGAGAACCUGAAACUUAUUGCUUGUCAUCCUAUUAUGAACCUAUCAUUCAGAAGUUACUCGAGACUACUGAUAGAUCGGAUGGGUGCCAGCACAACUUAAGAAGUGCCGCCUACGAGGCACUGAUGGAGAUGGUCAAAAACAGUCCCAAGGAUUGUUAUGUAACGGUGCAACGGACAACCAUGGUGAUUCUUGAGAGACUUCAACAUGUUCUCCAAAUGGAGAGCCACAUUCAAUCGACAUCUGACAGAGUGCAAUUGAAUGAUUUGCAGUCACUGCUCUGUGCCACGCUUCAGAGCGUGCUCAGAAAGGUGACACCCACGGACGCCCCGCAGAUAUCUGACCCCAUCAUGGGGGCCCUCCUACACAUGCUCAGUACCUCCAGUGGCAAGGUAGGAGGAGUCCAGGAAGAUGCGCUUUUGGCCGUAGCUACUCUCAUUGAGAUUCUUGGUGAAUCGUUUCUCAAGUAUAUGGAGGCUUUCAAUCCAUUCUUUGUGGCAGGAUUGAAGAACCACGAAGAGUAUCAAGUAUGCCAGGCAGCAGUCGGUUUGGUUGGUGACCUGUGUAGAGCAUUUGGGAUGAAGAUCAUUCCAUUCUGUGAUGAGAUCAUGGUCAUUCUUAUUGAAAAUCUUGGGAACGAUCAAGUAAAUAAGAGCGUGAAGCCGACAAUCAUUUCUGUGUUUGGAGACAUUGCAUUGGCCAUCGGUCUGGAGUUCAAGAAGUACCUACCUGUCGUUCUUACAACUCUUCUGCAGGCAUCUCAAGCCAAAGUUGAUAAGAGCAACUACGACAUGAUCGACUACCUGAAUGAUCUUCGCGAAAGCUGCCUAGAAGCGUACACUGGAAUCGUGCAGGGCUUGAAGGGUGAUGGUAGCCAACUUGGAGCAGUCAUAGAACUGAUGCAACCCUCUCUUCCAAAUAUCCUUCUCUUCUUGAACGAGAUAGCCAGUGACGAGGACAUCACGGAAGGAGUCGUUGGGGCCAGCUGUGGUCUCGUCGGUGACCUCUGCACGACCUUUGGACUGAGUCUGCAGCCUAUGCUGGAGGCGGAGAGCAUACAGACUCUACUGACCAAGGGUCGAAGGUCAAAGUCCAACAAAGUGAAGACACUGGCUACCUGGGCCAUCAAGGAGAUUAGGAAGAUGAAGAACCUGGGCUGAUCCCCAUGACGAUGAUGCCGCCGUUGCUGCUGGUGGUGGUGGUGUUGGGAUUCGGAGUGUGAAUUUGUGGUGAAGAUUUGUGACGUCAUUGUUGUGAGGAGGAGGAUGAUGAUGACGUCAUUGUUGUGAGGAUGAUGGUGACGAUGAUGACGUCAUUCAUGCGAGUAUGAUGGUGAGGAUGAUGACGAUGACGUCAUUGUUGUGAGAAUCAUGAUGGUAAUGGUAAAUGAUGGUCUGGUUAAGGUAAAUGAUGAUAAUGGGGACAUUAAUUAAUUAAUUAAUUAAUUAACACUGAUGAUUAUGAAAUUAAUUAAUUGGUGAUGACGAUGUUAGGCAUAUUGAGGGGUUUAUGUCCAUUUAUUUGUUGGCAAUAGUUUAUCGUUUGUAUAGUAGUAUGACGUGACUAAUUAUCAUCUUACCGUCGUCAUCAUUAUCAUCAUCACUAUCAUCAACAUCAUCAUCACCAUCAUCAGCUAACAGUAAAAGUAGCAAAAAAUAUAAAGAAUAUAUAUAUAUAUAAUUUAGGUGAUGAUUAUGAUUUAGAUUAUGAUGAUGGUGAUGAAGUUGACAUUGGUUGAUUGGUUGGUUGAUUGGCUAAUUGGUUGGUUGAUUGGCUGAUUGAUUGGUUAGUCCUUUUUAUACUGUUGUCCACAAAAUUGGUUUUAUCUAGCUUUGAUUUUGAGACAAAAUAUUAUUGGUAGUAUAAUAAAUAAUUAUUAUAAUAUUAAUUAUAAUUAUUACCGUUUUUUUAUUAUUAUUAUUUUAUUAUGGUAUCGAUUCUUUCAAAAAAGAUAAAUAUUUUCAUGUAUGUUUUGUAAUUGGACGUCUAUUUAACAGCUUAACAAGCGAACAAUUUGCUUCGUUUUGUUUCAUUAA